AUGCAGCUGGAGACGCAGCAGGUCACUGGUCCCGGUGCCAACAUCAGCAUCUUUCCCCCUCUCACCUUUCUCCUGACGGGCGUCCCGGGGCUUGAACACAGCCCCCACUGGCUGGCAGCACCCGUGUGCGCUCUGUACCUCUUGUCUGCUCUGGGGAAUGGCACAGUCCUCUUUAUCAUACUGACCGAGCCGAGCCUCCACACCCCCAUGUAUCUACUCCUGCUCAUGCUGGCUGUGGCAGACCUGGGCCUGUCCACCUCCGUCCUGCCAACAAUGCUUGGGGUAUUCCUGUCCGGCUCCGGAGAGGUCAGCUCCGAUGCCUGCUUCUCUCAACUCUUCUUCAUUCAUGCUUUCUCCAUCAUAGAGUCCUCCGUGCUUCUGGCAAUGGCCUUUGACCGCUUCGUGGCCAUUUGCUACCCUCUGAGAUACAACUCCAUCCUAACCAAUGCCAGGGUGCUCCAGAUCAGCCUUGUGAUUGCAAUCCGGGCCAUUGCUCUGCAUGCCCCCCUCCCCUUCCUCCUCCAAAGACUGCCGUACCGCCAGACCAACAUCCUAUCCCACUCCUACUGUCUCCACCCCGAUGUGAUGAAACUGGCCCACGCUGGCUCCAGAGAGAGCACAUACACUCUCUUCAUCGUGCUCAGCACCAUGGGCCUUGACCCGGUGCUCAUUGUCUUGUCCUAUGCCUGGAUUCUGAGGAGCGUUCUGGGCCUCGUCUUGAGGGAAGAACGUGUCCAGGCGCUGAGCACGUGUCUCUCGCACAUCUCCGUGGUACUGCUCUUCUACAUCCCCAUGCUGGCUUUGUCCCUCAUCAACCAUCUGGGCCUUCCUGUCCCUGCCAUCGCUCACAGCCUCCUUUCCUUCCUCCACUUCCUCGUCCCGCCAGUCCUCAACCCCAUGCUGUACUGCGUGAGAAUGAAGGAGAUAAGGGGACGGGUUGCCAGACGGACACUGCUGCUUGGCAGUGCAACGCGAUGGACUGAUCACGUCCAUUUCACUGCAGAUCCAGCGCUCUUCUCUCUGAAGCUGCUCCUCGACCCUGCUCUAAGGAAACGGCUCUAA
Messenger RNA from Struthio camelus australis, 1062 nucleotides. RefSeq names its product olfactory receptor 51G2-like. Lineage: Eukaryota; Metazoa; Chordata; Aves; Struthioniformes; Struthionidae. Gene Ontology annotation, biological process: G protein-coupled receptor signaling pathway. Gene Ontology annotation, cellular component: plasma membrane. Gene Ontology annotation, molecular function: olfactory receptor activity; G protein-coupled receptor activity. The record is from RefSeq and is a predicted model, not a curated record.